This is a messenger RNA of Monodelphis domestica (gray short-tailed opossum), 2200 nucleotides long. The record is from RefSeq and is a predicted model, not a curated record. Lineage: Eukaryota; Metazoa; Chordata; Mammalia; Didelphimorphia; Didelphidae.
AGUGACUCCUGGAGAUAGUCUCUGAGGGAACUUCAUUGGAGACUGCAUCCUGACUUCAACUUAGACUCUGACUCUUGGACUAAUUUGCUGGAUUAGUGGCAGUUCUCCUGGAGAGUCAAGAUGUUCAUUGAGAUCGAGUCUUCUGAUGUUAUACGGCUCAUCAUGCAGUACUUGAAGGAAAAUCAUUUGCAUCGAGCAUUAGCCACUUUGCAGGAGGAGACAACUGUAACAUUGAAUACUGUGGACAGCAUAGAGAGUUUUGUAGCAGAUAUCAACAGUGGACAUUGGGAUACUGUUUUGCAAGCUAUACAGUCCCUGAAAUUGCCAGUCAAAACAUUGAUUGACCUCUAUGAACAGGUGGUUCUGGAAUUGAUAGAACUUCGUGAAUUGGGUGCUGCCAGAUCUCUUCUGAGACAGACUGACCCCAUGAUCAUGUUAAAACAAACUCAGCCGGAGAGAUACAUUCAUCUUGAGAACAUUUUGGCCAGACCCUAUUUUGAUCCUCAUGAGGCAUAUCCAGAUGGAAGCAGCAAGGAGAAAAGAAGAGCAGCAAUUGCACAGGCUUUAGCUGGAGAAGUGAGUGUUGUACCUCCAUCUCGUCUUCUGGCGCUGUUGGGACAGGCUUUGAAGUGGCAACAGCACCAAGGUUUGCUUCCUCCUGGCAUGACUAUUGAUUUGUUCAGAGGCAAAGCAGCUGUAAAAGAUGUGGAAGAAGAGAAGUUUCCUACACAGUUAAGCAGACACAUUAAGUUUGGCCAGAAAUCACAUGUGGAAUGUGCUCAAUUCUCUCCGGAUGGCCAGUAUUUGGUCACUGGCUCUGUUGAUGGAUUCAUUGAAGUAUGGAACUUUACAACUGGAAGAAUUAGGAAGGAUCUCAAGUACCAGGCCCAAGAUAAUUUCAUGAUGAUGGAUGAUGCUGUACUAUGUAUGUGUUUCAGCAGAGAUUCAGAAAUGUUAGCAACUGGGGCCCAAGAUGGAAAAAUUAAGGUAUGGAAGAUAGAGAGUGGACAGUGUUUAAGGAGAUUUGAAAGGGCACACAGUAAAGGUGUCACCUGCCUAAGCUUCUCCAAGGAUAACAGUCAGAUCCUUAGUGCUUCCUUUGACCAGACGAUCAGAAUUCACGGCUUAAAAUCUGGGAAAACCUUGAAGGAAUUUCGUGGUCACUCUUCAUUUGUUAAUGAAGCUACUUUUACUCAAGAUGGACAUUCCAUAAUCAGUGCAUCAUCUGAUGGCACUGUGAAGAUUUGGAAUAUGAAGACCACCGAGUGUACAAAUACCUUCAAAUCUCUUGGCAGCACUGCAGGGACAGACAUCACUGUCAACAGUGUCUUCCUUCUUCCUAAAAAUCCAGAGCACUUUGUUGUGUGUAACGCGUCAAAUACAGUAGUCAUCGUGAACAUGCAGGGACAGAUUGUCAGGAGUUUCAGCUCUGGUAAGAGAGAAGGGGGCGACUUCGUCUGCUGUGCUCUCUCACCACGGGGUGAAUGGAUCUACUGUGUGGGUGAAGAUUUUGUGCUGUAUUGUUUCAGCACAGAAACUGGCAAACUGGAACGAACAUUGACAGUUCAUGAAAAGGAUGUCAUUGGCAUUGCUCACCAUCCCCAUCAGAAUCUGAUUGCUACCUACAGCGAAGAUGGGCUCUUAAAGCUCUGGAAACCCUAAGAGCAGCAUGCAACUUAAAGGAAGAGACAUUUAGAUGUUGCUGCUUUUUUGUUGGUUUGUUUGUUGGACUUUUUAGGAAAAAAUUGCCUAAAUGUGUUCAUGAGCGUAAUUUUUGCUAAAUUUCUCAUUUAUGUAAAAAUUACCCUUUUUGGUGUAUUUUUCUAAAUAUUAGCUGAUCUGCUUCCAAAGAAGCAGGUAUUUAGUGGAUAGAAUGUUUUCAGUCAUCCUGUAUCUGAAGAGUGAAACCAUCUCAUUUCCAUAAUGGGUUCCACCCCUUUUGAUCAUUUGUAAUGCCGGUUAAUAUGUCCUUGUAAAUAACGAGUGAGCUCCCAUUUUCCAUCAUUGUUACUUAACCAUUUUCAGUUUCAUUUUGUUUCUUUGAAAAGCUUUGAUAGAAUAAAUUUUACCACUUGCACAGGGAAAAAUAAAAUAAAAUCAUUCCUUACAAAAAGGAUAUGGACAACUGUUUUGGGUGAUAAUACAUGUAUAACACAGAUUGAAUUCCUUGUAAGCUCUAGGAGCAGGAUUGAAGAAGGGA